This is a messenger RNA of Acanthaster planci (crown-of-thorns starfish), 7003 nucleotides long. RefSeq lists its product as uncharacterized. Gene Ontology annotation, molecular function: protein binding. Gene Ontology annotation, biological process: signal transduction. The record is from RefSeq and is a predicted model, not a curated record. Lineage: Eukaryota; Metazoa; Echinodermata; Asteroidea; Valvatida; Acanthasteridae.
ACUUAGCUACGGCUGAAAUAACGGGCAUUUAUGUAAGCCUCUAGCUAGAGGCUUGUGCAUGUCCCGUUGACUUACGUGCAACUUCGGCCGUAGAUGAUUAAUUCGAGCAGGCUACCGAAAACCCCAAAUCUGGCUUUGUUGGGGCACGGACCACGGUUGGGGGAUCGAACCGCGAAAUGAACACAAACAGGCGGUUUAUUGAUUGGAACUGGUAUACCUGCGAUACAAACGAGAUAAAAACGGGUACCAUUGAUGCAUACCGACACCAUGUACCAAAGCGACAUCGUCAAGCGACUGACCUGACAGAAAAUUUAAACAACUAACGCGAGUCAGUGCGGUGCAUGUAGAUGUUGUUUGGCCGCAGAACGAUGCUACAGUAAUGUACAUGUAUAUUGUGAAAGGUGGUUGUCGCCAACAAUUGAUAACAAUGGAAUGCUCAGAGUCCAGUUGGCCGUUUGCCAACAUGUAAUCGGUGCAGCACAUUUCUGGUGUCUAGGAUGGUGACAUUAAGUGUCAGAUAAACAACUCCACUUUGUCAGGCCAUCAGCAAAGAUGCGCUUUCACUCCCAUUGCCAUGGUGCCAACAUUCAGCUGUCUGAGGAUGGCAACACAGCCACGCGUGUCAGUGGCUUCAGCCACGCGAUUGUCUUUAGCAACGGACCCCUCGAACCAGGCCGGAGGGUGUCGUUUGAAUUCUGCAAAUACGAGACCUGCUGGAAUGGUGCCUUACGAGCUGGGCUGACCAAUCACAAUCCAGACGGCUUAGAUCCUGGUGCCUUACCCCAGUACCUCCUGCCCAAUUUGACUGAAUUGCCGGGUACCUGGGCCAAGUCCAUCCCGGAAAGUAAGGCAAAGACAGAAAACCUCUUCUCUCUUUUCUACACAAGAGAGAGAGUUGUACAGUUUCUUAUAAACAAUGAGCAUCUCCAGCAGUAUCAGCUCCCUGAAGGGUCGCUUGAUAUUAAGAGACCAGUCUGGGUUAUACUAGACCUACAUGGAUGGACGGUGUCUAUACGAUGCAUUCAACCAAUCCAAGAUGAUGUGCCUUCAGAAGUCCUGGCCAGGGGGCCUGAGGCUGCCGCUGCAUUCCAAGUUGCUGCCAACUCUGGGACCAAGGCGGUCCAUCGGACCCGCCUGAUGAUUGUUGGCCAAGCUGGUGCUGGAAAGACAUACCUUAAGAAGGCUCUGCUUGGACAAAGCUGUUUUGAGGAGGAAAUACCCACAGGAGGUCUUGAUACUACACAGCUGUGUCACAUUAUGACUCAAGAUGGUACUAGUAGUCCUGUGUGGCAGCAACAACGACAGGAGAAAAGUGACCAAGAGAAAGAUACGACUGCUGAAAUAGAAGAGGAGUAUGCACAGGCCAUUGCUGCCAACAUCGCUCAUGAGCUCCUGAGGCGAAGAGGCCAGGAGAAGGACAGCAUCAGCAAAGGCAGGACAGAGGACAACAGUACCCAGGCACCGGUAGGAGAUGACACCAUUGAAGACAUACAUGUAGAGAAAGGCAGUCAAGAGGCAAUUAGCCGGGAGGAGAGACGAGACGAGCCAAGGAGGGAAGACGAAGAUAAACAAGAACCGGAAAUCAUCAGCGACUUAGAGGUGACGGACUCUAACAGGAUGUCGGAGAUUGAUUCGUCCGACCUCAGUGACAGCAAAGGCCACACAACCCCCUCCACGGGCGGGGUAGACACCACCCUUGCAGAAUUCACCUCCUCCCUGGAUAGACUGGUAGCUGGGAGGGUGGCGGCUCUCGUAGAUGAGUACUUAAAGAGAAGUGAAAACAUGGAAGACAACCUCAAGGAACAGAUGGAGAAGGGAGAACCCAGAAGCAUUGACCUUAGCAUAUGGGACUUCACUGGCCAGUCAGUGUACUAUACACUACACCAGGUGUACCUGUCCUCCAGGGCUGUAUAUCUACUGACCUUUGACCUCACCAAAGACCUUGAUGCCCCCAUCCAGAGUCAGUCAGAUGGUUGCUGUGAGCAGCAGGUGGAAUGGAGCCAAGGUAAGUUUACUAACCUCGACCACAUUGACUUCUGGUUGCGGUCUGUCCAUGCCCACACGGCUGAGAAUGCUCGCAAUGUGCCCGACAACACUGCUUUGUCUCCGCCCAUCUUCAUCAUUGGGACGCACCGCGAUGGUCUGGGAUCGGACCCAGCAGAGCGAGACAGACAGGUGGAUGAGAAGUUCCGAGUGAUACGUGCUUGUACCCAGGGCAAGCCAUAUCAAUCCCAUAUCCUACCCACAUACUUUGCUGUGGAGAAUUGUUCAGAGAAUACAGAUGACCAGAUUGUCAAAUUGCGGGAAUGCAUUGAGCAAGUGGCCAGGCAGGAACCGUACAUGGGUGAACACAUUCCGCUCAAGUGGCUACGAUUUGAGCAUAGUGUGGCAGAGUUGGUCAAGAAGGGCACCAACUGCUUGCCCAUUGAAAAGGUGAAGCAAAUGGCAAGCGAAGUUGGUAUUGCUUCAGACCAGGGCGUGGCCACGAUGCUGCAGUUCUAUCAAGACCUGGGUGUGGUCAUCUACAACCCAGAGCCGGGGGUGUUGGACGUCGCCCUUCAGAACAUGGUCAUCCUCAGGCCUCAGUGGUUGAUGGAGGUUUUCAAGAGAAUCACAGAGACCAGUCAGGAUGACACAGAGUUUGCACCGUGCUGGAAGCGACUUCAUGAACAAGGCAUCCUAGAGGACCGACUAGUGGACCAUCUGUGGGCUGAGACCUUAGAGCAGAAACCAGCCCUGCUGGGACUGAUGGAGAAGUUUGAUCUGCUGUGCCGAGACCACAAAGCAAAGGGACAGAUAUGGUACUACAUGCCGUCAUGUCUCAAGGAAUUGCCCAACAGAGAAGAGCUGGUGACUGAUGCCAAGAAUGCUGUAAUCUUCUACAUCACCUUUGGUGGCUUUCUGCCUGUUGGCUUGUUCCAUCGCCUGGUAGUUCGUGCCUCUCGCUGGUCCUUAGACCAUGGAGACCAGCCCCCUAAGCUGACCUUCAGGCAGGCCCGGUUCUUUGUUGAUGAGCAGCAUGACUUUGUCUUGGAGAUGGCACCGGUCCGAUUUGCAAGACUCAAGGUGACCAUGGUGAAAGCAGAGAGAUCCGAUGAGGGAGGAUCACGCAGGAUGUCCUCCAAGGGGCCUGUGGGACAGAAGGCCUGUGCUAAGGUACGUAACUUUUUAGACACGGCCCUGUCGGACCUGCGAGCAUCUUGGAUGAAGCGGUUGACCCAUCGCUUCUCGGUUGUCUGUCCCUGCGGCAGGCGCUGUGGCCUGCACGGCACAGAGGGCUGCAAACGGCCCACGUGCCUUCACUUCCUGAACCUAGAGGAGUGCUUGGCCAGCAGCUUUGUCAUGUGUGAACACCGACAGGUCAAGACCAGUACCUUCAGGAAGUGGUUCCCAAAAGAGAAGCCAACCAUAGUGCCUUUCACCCUGAACACUCCCAGCCGCAAAGACAAGAUUACCGAAGACAACAUUCCACCUUGGGUGAAGGCUGCUAGCAAACUGCUGAAUUCUGGAUGUGAGGGGGCUGAUUGGCUUGCGCUGGCUACUAAACUAGGUUACAAGAAAGCCAAGAUUCAGAAGUUUCAAGAUGAGCUCAAUCCAGCCCUGAUCCUUAUACUGGAUUGGAUCCAGAACAGUGGUAACACAGCACUGUCCUUGGAGAUGAUGAUCUCCUACCUAGAACAGAUGCAACGAGAGGAUGUCAUUGAUGUCAUUCAGAAGGGUCAAGAGUCCAGUGCCCCAUCCCCAGUGGUUUUCAUUAGCUACAACUGGGGCAUUCAGGAGGAGGUGUGUCUAAUGCGAGACCACCUGGAGAGGGCAGGCUUUCCUUGCUGGAUGGACAUCGGUCAGAUGGGUGGAGGGGAUGCCCUGUACGCCAAGAUCUAUGAGGGCAUCCGCAAUGCAAAGGCUGUCAUCGUAUGUGUCACCCCUCAGUAUGUGCUGUCAGAGAGCUGUAACCGUGAGGUGUACUUAGCUGACCUCUUGAAGAAACCCAUCAUCCCAGUCAUGUUUGGCAAGGUUCCAUGGCCGCCCCCUGGUGGGUUGGCACUCAUAUUCUCACGGCUGAUCUAUGUUGACAUCCAUGGCGUUGGAGGUCAUGGAGGGUCUGGACGCAAAGCGGACAUUGAGACAAAGUACAGCGACAUCGUCAAUCAGAUCCGGCCGCAUGUCAGCCCCAUCAAGCCUAAGCCUAUUUUGCAGGUUGAGCGGGCAGGGUCCGGCCAGCGCACAGUGGAGACGGGCUCCCCCAAUGGUUCCCAGACGUCCCAGCCAUCGGCGCCUUUGUCACGUUCACAGCAACAGCAGCAGCAGCAGCAGCAACAGCAGGGGCAGGACUCGGAGUCUGCGGAGGGAGAGCUACGGCAGGCACCACGUGCUGCUGUCACCAAGUGCGCUGUGUGCGUGAUGCUUUGAACUCAACGGUUUUUCUAUGCAGCUUGCAGCCUCUUUGAUGGAUUGCUGUUGGCUAUGGAUAGCUCCAGUAGCUCCAACCAGCAGCUUACACAAGUGGCUUAAAAAAGCAGUUUACUCAGCGGCUUACUACUGUAAGUAGCUAGUGCAAGCGGCUGACACCACUUGUUUCAUCAGACUACUCACCGAAGGUAUUCAUUAUGCAGUAAUCACAGUGAAUGACUUUGGAAGAAUUCUUGCUUUCAUUUGGACCAGACUCCAUAACCAAAGAGUACCAGGGUCAGUUCGAUCAGAAGUCCAAGCAGAUAUUCUGCUCAGCAAUUUUUUUGAUCACUGCCAAAUAAUCAGGUAUCACACAUCAUCAGUGAACCUGGUCAGGCUGUAUUGAGCAAUGUGUGUGCUGCUAAAACUCAGUCCUAGAUAUCAGGACUGCUGGUCAGUUUCAUGGAUUGUGUUUUGUUUUAUUCAGUUUUAGUUUCCAAGUGCAAUAGAUGAACUCCCCAAAGGUCAUUUAAGGAAACCUUGUGAAAUUUGACCUCAGUGUUGACUGGCAACGUGGGUUGAGCCCAUGGGGGUGUGUUUGGUUUUAGUUUGUAAAUAGAGGCUCUAGUUUGUUUGUAUUCAAUGGAAUCAGCAUUUGCAGUACCGUAGACUGCUUGGAAUAGUUCACAAUUGAGCCAGAAGAAUGCAGUUAUCUUUUUAUCCCGUUCUGGCUCACUAAAGUGAUGACUUGGCCAUAAAGCUAGCACUGUCCUUCCUAGUCUCAUGGCAAGCCUAGCUGUAUCUUUUUGGCAAGUCAUUAACAUAGAGUCUUUGGUGUGGGAAACCACAUUGUAUUCAAAUCGGUGAUCUGCUCACUGGACAUGGAAGUAAAUUACGGUACAUGUAUAACCGUGUUCCACGUUGAACUUAACGUUACUCUGAUUGCGCAAAAAAGGUUUUUCAUUUGUUCAUUUAAUCCAAAAAACAAAUUGAUCGAAAUUUCAAAGGAGUAUUUCAAAUCAGUAUAAUAAGUCUUUAUUGUACAACUUGGUUUUCAACUUCCCAUGAUUGCUGUCAUAGCUUUCCUAUUUGAAAGGAAGUAAAAGUUGUUUAUUUUUGAAGCAUCAAUUUGGCAGUUAUGUUAGUGACUUCUGUCAAAGACACAAAACUCCACUGCCUGACAGGUUAUCUUUGUCCAACACAAAUUGCACUGGGUUGAAUAGCUAGACUUUCUAAAUAUUGCUGGGAUCAUGCAUGGCGCCAGCUGAAAUUGUCAGUGGAUCUCUAUAUUUUUCUAAGAAAAUAGUAGAAGAUUAAUCAGUGUUUGUUCCCAAUCGUAUUUUGGCUGCUAUUGCCUUUUUCUCAAAGAAUGCACAUAACUCAAAACUUGGCACCUAAAACUAAUCAUUCCAAUUUUGAAUAUUAAAAAGGUUUUGUAAAAAAUAUAGCAAAGAGCGAGACAGUGACCAAUGACAUCGUACUUCAGAUGUGCCUUUUUUGUUGUACAUAUCUGUAUAAAUCACAUAUAUUUCUUUAGUGCAAUUGAUGUUAUGUGAACUGGUUGUAUAGCUUGUAGAGUGCAAGAUGCCUGUUGUGUGCUUUGGUAUGGUGCUGUGUACACAAGAAACAUGAGUUAUAUGGCUUUCUGUGCGAAAGGUUACAAUUGAGUUUUAGAUUUUAUAAUUCCAUUAACCUAGGUUUUGGUUGUGUAUUGUUUAAAAGAUUUUGUGCGACAAAUCAAUAGAUAUUUUUUUUAGCGGAAUGGAUGAGAGCCUGUGACUCGUACACUCUAGCAUAAGUUUAUUAUUGAUUGAAGCUCUUAGCUUGCUAUCUUGUCAGGAGUGCAUUGAUGGAAGGGUAUCAGGGCACCUUUUUUUAAAUUCUGUGGUUUUCGUAUCUGGCCGAUCCUAUUGUUGUCUCCCAACCAUAGAAAAGGAAACUUUUCACGCCUCCAACCCUGUCUGUGACAUGGCUAUGAAAACAAUCCAAAAAAUCUGUCCAAUUUUGUGGUCAGUUUUUGUGGGUUACUAAUUCAAACCUCCUUAACAAAGAGUUAAUUCAGAGCAAGACAGUCUUACACUGAACACUUUGCAUCAUUUUUUUAAGCCUUACAUCCAUACAUUCAUCGUGUAAUUUUUUUGGUACAUUAUUUCUUAAAGUUCCGACUGACCAACCCUCCCGCUGAAGCCAAAACAACAGGAGAAUUAUAGAAUUAAAAAAGGACGGCCUGACUAGUGUUAGUAAAGCGAUACAUCAGUAUAGUGAUUUUGGUAAGUGUGGGGAAGCAUUUGCUCCUGGAAGGAAAUGUACCAAGGCCAGUAAAUGGGAUGACAGACAUGUAAGCAUAGGUGCAUGCAUCAAAGUAUUGCUCCCACAGACUUGACCUUGCAUGCAUAUGGCCUUGAGAUGCAUAAUCAAGCCAUACGUUUAGCUUGACCUGCAGUGGUUUGCUCCUAAUAUUGAUAUGCUGUAACUGCUUAAAAAACAUCUGUUCUUACUCAUGAGUAGUGUCUGUACUUCUGAAGUGAUUAUUGUCACUUAGAUUUUUCUUGAAAUAAUUAUUUGCUGCAAAAGCAGAUUCAAGCACUUCGAUUCAGAUUCCUUUUGUAAUACA